Drosophila erecta is the source of this 6119-nucleotide messenger RNA. RefSeq names its product amyloid-beta-like protein (gene Appl). The transcript has 12 exons. Bases 266 to 2935 code for a protein of 889 amino acids. NCBI's taxonomy places the organism in Eukaryota, Metazoa, Arthropoda, Insecta, Diptera, Drosophilidae. Gene Ontology annotation, cellular component: neuron projection; membrane; neuronal cell body. Gene Ontology annotation, biological process: central nervous system development; axonogenesis. The record is from RefSeq and is a predicted model, not a curated record. Gene Ontology annotation, molecular function: transition metal ion binding; heparin binding.
GCACACUCGCACUUUCGGAUUUUCGGACUGGGACUCGCAGGAUUGGAGGCAACGAGAGCACUCGCAGUCGUUUGUGAGCGUUCGCAGCGCCAGCAAAGUGUUAAACGAAAAGCGAACCAAGCAAAUACAAUUAACCAGAACUGGAAGCACGUCAGUCCAGCCGCAGAAGCAGCUAAGUUCACACCAAACUCGGAGAUUCCCAGCCAGGAGACAGGACAAGGAGCCAACCAGCCAAGAAGCAAAGGAGCUGAAAGGAGUGCGAACAAUGUGCGCCGCGCUGCGUCGUAAUUUGUUGCUGAGGAGCCUCUGGGUCGUCCUGGCCAUUGGCACCGCUCAGGUUCAGGCCGCCUCGCCGCGAUGGGAGCCCCAGAUUGCCGUUCUCUGUGAGGCCGGACAAAUCUAUCAGCCGCAAUAUCUUUCCGAGGAGGGACGCUGGGUGACGGACCUCAGCAAGAAGACAACCGGGCCCACAUGUUUGCGUGAUAAAAUGGAUUUGCUUGAUUACUGCAAGAAGGCCUAUCCCAACCGAGACAUAACCAACAUCGUGGAGUCAUCCCACUACCAGAAGAUCGGAGGCUGGUGUCGCCAGGGAGCUCUGAAUGCGGCCAAGUGCAAGGGAUCCCACCGAUGGAUCAAGCCAUUCCGCUGUCUCGGACCAUUCCAAUCUGACGCCCUGCUGGUUCCCGAGGGCUGUCUGUUCGACCACAUCCACAACGCCUCCCGAUGCUGGCCAUUUGUGAGGUGGAACCAAACCGGAGCAGCCGCUUGCCAGGAGCGCGGAAUGCAGAUGCGCAGCUUCGCCAUGCUUCUGCCCUGCGGCAUCUCGGUCUUCUCCGGCGUGGAGUUCGUCUGCUGUCCCAAGCACUUCAAGACCGAUGAAAUCCACGUGAAGAAGACCGACUUGCCAGUGAUGCCGGCAGCUCAGAUCAAUAGCGCCAAUGACGAGCUGGUAAUGAAUGACGAGGACGACAGCAACGACUCAAACUACUCGAAGGAUGCCAAUGAAGACGAUCUGGACGAUGAGGACGAUUUGAUGGGCGAUGAUGAGGAGGAUGAUAUGGUUGCGGAUGAGGCAGCUACCGCAGGCGGAAGCACUGGAUCCGCCGGCGACUCGAAUAGCGGAUCAUUGGACGACAUAAACGCGGAGUACGACAGCGGCGAGGAGGGCGACAACUACGAGGAGGACGGUGCUGGUUCCGAGAGCGAGGCUGAGGUCGAGGCCUCCUGGGAUCAGAGUGGAGGAGCCAAGGUCGUGUCCCUCAAGAGCGAUGCCUCGUCCCCGUCCAGCGCUGCGGCUGCUGCUGCGGCUGCUCCCGCCCCCGAGAAGGCGCCUGUGAAGUCCGAAUCGGUCACGAGCACUCCUCAGCUAUCCGCCUCUGCCGCUGCUUUUGUAGCUGCCAAUUCUGGAAACUCGGCAGCUGGAGCUGGAGCCGGAGCCGGAGCCCCACCAUCCACGGCACAACCCACUUCGGACCCCUACUUCACCCACUUUGAUCCGCACUACGAGCACCAGAGCUACAAACGCCUUGAGGAAUCGCACCGCGAGAAGGUCACGCGCGUGAUGAAGGACUGGUCCGAUCUCGAGGAGAAGUACCAGGACAUGCGCCUAGCGGACCCCAAGGCAGCCCAGUCCUUUAAGCAGCGGAUGACGGCUCGCUUCCAGACUUCUGUUCAGGCACUCGAGGAAGAAGGCAACGCCGAGAAGCACCAGCUGGCCGCCAUGCACCAGCAGCGCGUUUUGGCCCACAUCAACCAGCGGAAGCGCGAGGCCAUGACCUGCUACACCCAGGCCCUGACUGAGCAGCCCCCGAAUGCCCACCACGUUGAGAAGUGUCUACAGAAGCUACUGCGCGCCCUGCACAAGGACCGGGCCCACGCCCUGGCCCACUACCGGCACCUAUUGAACUCCGGAGGACCUGGCGGACUGGAAGCUGCUGCUUCGGAGCGUCCACGCACACUGGAGCGCCUCAUCGACAUCGAUCGUGCCGUCAACCAGUCGAUGACCAUGCUCAAGCGCUAUCCAGAGCUGUCGGCCAAGAUUGCCCAGCUGAUGAACGACUACAUCCUGGCACUGCGCAGCAAGGAUGACAUUCCCGGCUCCUCGCUGGGGAUGAGCGAGGAGGCGGAGGCCGGGAUUCUGGACAAGUACCGCGUCGAGAUCGAGCGCAAGGUGGCCGAGAAGGAGCGACUGCGGCUGGCGGAGAAGCAACGCAAGGAGCAGCGUGCCGCCGAGCGGGAAAAACUGCGCGAGGAGAAGCUGCGCCUGGAGGCCAAAAAGGUGGACGACAUGCUCAAGUCACAGGUGGCCGAGCAGCAGUCCCAGUCGACCCAGUCGUCAACCCAAUCGCAGGCGCAGCAGCAGCAGCAGGAAAAGAGCCUAGCCGGCAAGCAGAUGGGUCCCGACGGAGCCCUGGUCACAGCGGCCAAUCCCAACCUAGAGACCACCAAAAGCGAGAAGGAGCUGUCGGACACUGAGUAUGGCGAGGCAACAAUGAGCAGCACCAAGUUGCAGACCGUGUUGCCCACCGUCGACGACGAUGCCGUCCAGCGGGCGGUGGAGGACGUAGCCGCCGCCGUCGCCCACCAGGAGGCCGAGCCGCAGGUGCAGCACUUCAUGACCCACGACCUGGGCCACCGCGAAUCGAGCUUCUCGCUGCGCCGCGAGUUCGCGCAGCAUGCGCACGCGGCCAAGGAGGGCCGCAACGUCUACUUCACGCUCUCCUUCGCCGGGAUCGCCCUGAUGGCGGCCGUCUUCGUGGGCGUGGCCGUGGCCAAGUGGCGAACAUCGCGCUCGCCGCACGCCCAGGGCUUCAUCGAGGUCGACCAGAACGUCACAACACACCAUCCCAUCGUGCGCGAGGAGAAGAUCGUGCCCAACAUGCAGAUCAAUGGGUACGAGAAUCCGACCUACAAGUAUUUUGAAGUGAAAGAGUAAGCGAGAUGGCAGCAUGGGCGCGGCUGACAAGAGCGAGCGAGUGGCACACAUCAACAACAACAACAACAGCAAAUGCAAAAGCAACAGAAACAGCAGCCACCGCGAUUUCAAAAUGGAAAAACUUAAGCGUAAUAUUAAAGCAGAUGGGAAGAGAAAUGAUUUUUUUUUCGUCAAAAGGAGCGCAGUUUCAAUAAGGAAGAAUGGAAGGGUAGAAGAAGAAAGAUAAAUUCAAUAAAUGGUAAUAUAUCUAUAUAUUAAAUUAAAGCAAGCAAGCAGAAAGGCAACAAUAUAAAGCAAGCAAUUAAAUUUAAGUAUUUGAAUGUUUAACAAAACGCCGUAAACAUCCUUUCCAGCUCUCUCUUUCUCCUCCCCUGUCUCCGUCUCUGUCUCUGUCCCAUCACCACACCCCCACAAGCACACAAUCACACUCACAGACACAUCCUCUCACUUUGUGAUUCUUCUUGAGCGCCAAAGCUCUCAAUCAAAGAUCACACUCGCAGCCGAACGAAUAACGGUGGAGCAGGGAAGGGGAGGAAGGAGAAGAGCGGAAGAAGAGCAAAACAAAAGAUAUUCCUAGUAAAUAAAUUGUCAACACACACACACGCCCACAUUCCACUCACACAACACUGUCGCAGUCACAGUCACACCUACACUGUCAGGAAGACACAGACUAAGACACAAACGCAUUCAUGCCUGCUUCGUAGCAUAUUUUUGAGCGUUUCGUGGUGCUAGAAUGCUUGCAAGCCUUGCGAUUCUUACCAAAAACUUGCGCCAUUAAUUAGAGCGGCACAAAGAGCUAGAAGAGGAGAGCAGGAGAGCAGGAGGCAGAAACACCAACACACAGACACAGAAUCUCUCACACUGAGACACUUGUGAACCCAAGAGCUACCUACGCGUACUAAUCCCUAUACGAUCGUGCAUAUGCGCUUGUGUAUAUGUCGAACUUUCUCUCUGUGUGAGCCACACACACACACUCACCAGAGAAGGAAACACACAAGCCACGCAAACACAACAAGUUAUACCCACACACACACGCAAAAUAUAUACAAAAUAUUUACAGCAGAAGAAAUGUCCAUAAAUGUAUUUAUGUAUCUAUACACGAGCCACACAAACCAAAGGUCGAAGGUCGAAGGUCAGCCAGCUAGGGAAGAACGACGACGCUUGGCGGGCUUUGAAUAUAAUAUACGAAUCAGCUAUGUAACAGAAACAAUGCAAAACGCUAAGCUAAUUGCAGACAGAAACAAAAGAGGCAAAAACCAAAUAUUAAAACGAAAAGCGAACAAAUUUUAGAACUUUUUCUGCAUAUUUUGUGUGUAAGUCGAUGGUCGAACAAAAACCAGAACAAAAAGGAUUUCUCUCUUUUUUACGUACAUUUUCACCGAAAAUACAGCACAAAACAAGACAGCAGUCACACCUCACACACACAGCACACACAGCACACACACACACACACACUGAACGGAGCCCUUGAGCCAAGUAGAGUUGAGUUGUUGCAUUUCAUAUCGAGCAAUCAUAUUGCAUAAUUGCCUUAGAGCCAGCCAACUGCCGCAGAAAAGAGAUAAUGUAUCGCGAAAUCCAGGGAGCUCGCAGCUCGGAGACGGCACCACCACCUAGAGUGGACGCUCCGAAGAACCCGAGGCCCAGAGAUAAACCAAUUCGAAGCGGCUAGUUCAUUUCACGGCUCGAUUGCUUGGCAAAUAUUUGGCCUGUUUUGUUCGAGCAGCGAGAUACUGUUACUCAAUCAAGCCAAAUAAUCGAAAUGCUUUCCCCGCCGAAAGCCGACAAGUGGCUGCCCUUCUCAGUUCGAUUUCCAUUUACGUUUUGGCUUACGUUUAUUUUCAAUUGCGGCUGAUGCUGGCCAACUUCUUGGACUGACUCACUUCGGCACAUACUUCACAGGAAGUGAAGUUUCGGCCGAAACUAUUAAACGAGUUCAGUACCCAUUAAAGCUGAAACUGGAACUCAGAUCAACGCUGAGAUUUCGCCAAAUCGAUGUCGCCAAGCUCAGAUUUAAGCCGACAUUUGUGGCAUUUAUAUUCAGUUGCACAUCAGUUUCGGACAAUAUUUUGUGAUGGUUUUUAAGUUCAGUAUCCAGUUCUGAUUAAGUUCUGAUUUGAAUUGACCUAAAUUGUAAUGGCUAUUUGAAUGACAUGAAUGUAGGGAUUGUUUAGCACACUUUGCUCUAUCAAAGACAUCCGAUAUUGGCAGAUACUGUUACCACGUUUCAAAAGCAUGGCAAUCAAGGCGAAUCCACGGCGCUCCACGACACAGACAUAGACAGACACGUUAUAUAAUGUAUUACAAACAUAUAUAUAUUUCAAGAGGAAAAACAAAAUGGCAAAUCAACUACACAAAAAGCAAAUAAGAAGAAAUCUUACUAGUCAAAGCUUGAAUAUUUUUUAAUUUAUUCAUUAAUGCAACAAGAACAACAAGAAAAAAUGAAAAAAGUAUACAUAUAUAAAACAAAAACAACAAAAAAAGAAAAAACAAUUGAUAUUUACACUUAGUGAAGCAAAAAGCAAAACCAAAAAACAAAAAAAGCGAAAAGUAUAAGCGAAGAAAGGAACAAAAAAACAAAAAUGAUGCAAAUGUGUAAGAAAUAAACCCCGUCCUGCAUAAAUAAAAUUAAAUAAAGAAUAAAAUAAAUGGAAACGUAUAGAAUAUCAUAAAGUAAAGAAGAUUUACACAAAAAUUAAAUGCAAAACAAACAAACAAAAUACGAGAAAGCAAGAACAACAAAAUUAUAAUGAAAUCGCAUGUGUUUUUGUCGUAGUCUCAUCAUUGAAAACCAAGUGAAAAUAAAUAAUAUAAUAAUAAAACAAAAAGCAAAAACAAGUAAAUUGUAAUGAGAAGAAUACAGCAAAUAAGAGCAACAAUUUGUGUAAUUCUUUUAGUCGAACUAUGAUUUUUGGACGAGCAGAAAACUAAGUUGGAGAAAAGUAUAUAAAAAUUUAAAUAUUAAAUGUACUCGAAGACAAUUGUAAUUGCAACAAUAAUUGUACGCUACAUAUACUAUUAUUAAUGUGGAAAUAUUUCAGCAUUCUGUCCUGGCGAUUAAGCCCCGAUAUUUGAUCUUCGAUCGGCGGUCGGCGAUCUGCGAUCGACGAUCUUUGAUUCUUGUCGAUCUAUCCGGUUGGAUAUGUUGGACAUUAUUACACUAAAGCCGGGGGCGCAAGAAACCCAG